UAUUCCUUUUCCAGGAUUAUCCUGAAGAUUCAAUAAAACCAUGUUCAUUAAGUGUUACGCACAGUGCCUGGCACAUAACUUGCUGCACGGGUCCACGGUCCAGACAGAGGGACCAGGCACUUUCCAGCGCCUGGAUCUGCAGACCCGAGGUCUUCUGUAUUCUGGCCAACCUCGGUGUUGCAGCUGCUCUCUGGGCCUCAGUUUGCUUGAACUAAAUGUAACGUGGCCAACUUUGGUAAACUUUGGGAAUCCACCCAACCUAACUUUAGGGAGAGUAUGGAGCCAGGGAUGGCAUUGUGAAUCCGGAGGGCCGACACCAGAAGAACCUGCAACGUAGCAUCUGGGACCUUACUUCCCCCGGAAAAGCGCCAGCGGCGGCGCCCAGGCGCGCAGUGCAAUGUGGGCCAGUAAGAGGCGCGGCUGGCCCCGCCCCCUGGACCGCCCACGUGGCCAGCGCCACCUGCCUCAUUGUGCCUAGGACUUCUCCAAACUCGCGCUGCGGAGUGAGUGACCAAGUUCCGGCCAGGUCGACCUCAAGGAUCCAGAGGUGGAGACGGUACUACCUCCCAGCUCUGGUUUCCAUCCCCUUCAGGUCCUUCCUUGGGAGGCGGGGAAGGAGGUCCACCCUGCGCGUGAUCCUUUAUGCCCGGCCCCUGCCCCUCCCUCCGGGUGGAGCUUCCUCCUCACCGCCAGACUUAAGCUAAGGACCGUUGGAUCUUUGGCAGGGUGCAGAACUGAGCCCAGGCCACACUACUGUGUUCACGCUCUGUGCUUGUGCCAAGGGGGCAAUGGCGGCUUCCUGUGUUCUCCUGCACACUGGGCAGAAGAUGCCUCUGAUUGGUCUGGGUACCUGGAAGAGUGAGCCUGGUCAGGCGGUGCCUCGGGAGGAGCUGUUCGUGACAUCCAAACUGUGGAACACCAAGCACCACCCCGAGGAUGUGGAGCCUGCCCUCCGGAAGACUCUGGCUGACCUCCAGCUGGAGUAUCUGGACCUGUACCUGAUGCACUGGCCUUAUGCCUUUGAGCGGGGAGACAACCCCUUCCCGAAGAAUGCUGAUGGGACCAUAUGCUACGACUCCACCCACUAUAAGGAGACUUGGAAGGCUCUGGAGGCACUGGUGGCUAAGGGGCUGGUGCGGGCGCUGGGCCUGUCCAACUUCAAUAGUCGGCAGAUCGAUGACAUACUUAGUGUGGCCUCCGUGCGUCCAGCUGUCUUGCAGGUGGAAUGCCACCCAUACUUGGCUCAGAACGAGCUAAUUGCCCACUGCCAAGCACGUGGCCUGGAGAUAACUGCUUAUAGCCCUUUGGGCUCCUCUGAUCGUGCGUGGCGUGAUCCUGAUGAGCCUGUCCUGCUGGAGGAACCAGUAGUCCUGGCAUUGGCUGAAAAGUAUGGCCGAUCUCCAGCUCAGAUCUUGCUCAGGUGGCAGGUCCAGCGGAAAGUGAUCUGCAUCCCCAAAAGUAUCACUCCUUCUCGAAUCCUUCAGAACAUCAAGGUGUUUGACUUCACCUUUAGCCCAGAAGAGAUGAAGCAGCUAAACGCCCUGAACAAAAAUUGGCGAUAUAUUGUGCCUAUGCUUAUGGUGGAUGGGAAGAGAGUCCCAAGGGAUGCAGGGCAUCCUCUGUACCCCUUUAAUGACCCGUACUGAGACCACAGCUUCUUGGCCUCCCUUCCAGCUCUCCAGCUAAUGAAGUCCUGCCACAGUGGAAAGAGGGAGUUAAUAAAGCCAUUGGAGCAUCCA
Molecule: messenger RNA, 1739 nt
Organism: Cercocebus atys (sooty mangabey)
Lineage: Eukaryota; Metazoa; Chordata; Mammalia; Primates; Cercopithecidae
Gene: AKR1A1
Product: aldo-keto reductase family 1, member A1 (aldehyde reductase)
Exons: 8
Coding region: 789-1646 (285 amino acids)
Biological process (GO): aldehyde catabolic process
Cellular component (GO): cytosol
Molecular function (GO): aldose reductase (NADPH) activity
Source: RefSeq, a predicted model, not a curated record